Molecule: messenger RNA, 4079 nt
Organism: Sebastes umbrosus (honeycomb rockfish)
Lineage: Eukaryota; Metazoa; Chordata; Actinopteri; Perciformes; Sebastidae
Gene: gfm1
Product: G elongation factor, mitochondrial 1
Exons: 18
Coding region: 281-2530 (749 amino acids)
Biological process (GO): mitochondrial translational elongation
Cellular component (GO): mitochondrion
Molecular function (GO): translation elongation factor activity; GTPase activity; GTP binding
Source: RefSeq, a predicted model, not a curated record
UUUUUUAUAUGUUUGACUUUUACCCUCAACCUGAAUUAAAAAACAUCCAUAUCACUCACACACCUCUUUUGUUCCACUUUGUUUUAUUUUGAAGGUGACAUCGUUUAUUUUCAAUUAAACGCGAACAUUUUAUCAUUUUUGGCACAUCUGCGUUGCCGUAGAGGCGGAAGUAGCGUUUUACGUCAGGGCCCCGGCGUGACUUUCACCGGGUUGUCAGAGUCAGGGUUGUGUAAAGAAGGAGGAAUACGACCACCCUGUGCUCCACCGAGCAGUUGUCAAAAUGAGAGUACUAACAGCGGGUGUGUCUUUGGCUAAAACGCACCUUUUGGCGCCAGGAAGCGUCACUCUUAAAAAGGUGCUCCUCAACAGCUGUCGGACAUGCUCCUCUGGCUUCUUCCCCAACGAGAGGAUCCGCAACAUCGGGAUCUCAGCUCACAUCGACUCUGGGAAGACCACCCUGACCGAGCGAGUCCUCUUCUACACCGGCAAGAUAGCAGCGAUCCACGAGGUGAAGGGGAAGGACGGUGUUGGAGCCACUAUGGACUCUAUGGAGCUGGAGAGACAGAGAGGCAUCACCAUCCAGUCAGCUGCUACAUACACUGUGUGGAAGGAUCACAACAUCAACAUCAUUGACACACCAGGUCACGUGGACUUCACCAUCGAAGUGGAGCGAGCGCUGCGCGUGCUGGACGGAGCCGUGUUGGUCCUGUGUGCGGUGGGGGGAGUCCAGUGUCAGACCUUGACAGUGAACAGACAGAUGAAGCGCUACACCGUCCCCUUCCUCACCUUCAUCAACAAGCUGGACCGCAUGGGUGCCAACCCCAGCCGAGCCCUGCAGCAGAUGAGAACCAAACUGAACCACAACGCAGCCUUCGUGAGCAUCCCCAUGGGCCUGGAGGGGAACAUGCGCGGCAUCAUCGACCUUGUACAGGAGCGGAGCAUGUAUUUUGAAGGACCUUAUGGUCAAACUAUCCGCUACGAUGAGAUCCCGGCAGAUUUCCGUGCUGAGGCUGCAGACCGGAGGCAGGAGCUGGUGGAGUGUGUGGCUAACGCUGAUGAAACCCUGGGAGAAAUGUUCCUGGAGGAAAAGAUUCCAACCAACGCCGACCUGAAGGCUGCAAUCCGCAGGGCCACCGUGCAGCGUCUCUUCACUCCUGUGUUGGUGGGCACAGCGUUGAAGAACAAGGGCGUCCAGCCUCUUCUGGACGCUGUCCUGGAUUACCUGCCGACCCCCACGGAAGUCAAAAACUAUGCUAUCCUCAAUGACGAAGAGGCCAGUGAGACAUCGAAGAUUCAAAUGGACCCUGCAAGAGACUCUACACACCCGUAUGUUGGUCUGGCUUUCAAACUGGAGGCGGGGAGGUUCGGCCAGCUGACGUACGUGCGGGUGUACCAGGGCUGUCUGAAGAAGGGGGAGUACAUCUACAACACGCGCACGAGCAAGAAAGUCAGAGUUCAGAGGCUGGUGCGCCUCCACGCUGACCAGUUGGAGGAUGUGGAUGAGGUUUAUGCCGGAGAUAUUUGUGCUCUGUUUGGGAUCGACUGUGCCAGCGGAGACACUUUUACAUCCAGGACCAGCGCUAACCUCUCCAUGGAGUCUAUUCACAUCCCAGAGCCUGUCAUUUCCAUGUCAAUGAAGCCAACCAACAAGAACGACCUGGAUAAGUUCUCCAAAGGUAUUAACCGUUUCACCAGGGAAGACCCGACGUUCAGGGUGCAUUAUGACACCGAGAGCAAAGAAACCAUCAUCUCAGGCAUGGGCGAGCUGCAUCUGGAAAUCUACUCCCAGAGGAUGGAGAGGGAAUAUAACUGUCCCUGUGUGAUGGGAAAACCCAAAGUGGCUUUCAGAGAGACGAUCAACAGCCCUGUACAGUUUGAAUUCACUCACAAGAAGCAGAGCGGCGGCUCUGGACAGUACGGUAAAGUUAUCGGAGUCCUUGAGCCUCUUGAGCCAGAGCAUCACACCAAGCUGGAGUUUGAAGACCAGACUGUUGGCACCAACGUCCCGAAGCAGUUUGUACCAGCUGUUGAAAAGGGCUUCAGGGAGGCCUGUGAGAAGGGACCGCUGAGCGGGCACAAGAUCUCAGGAGUCCGGUUCAUCCUGGAAGACGGAGCGAAUCACAUGGUGGACUCCAACGAGCUCUCCUUCAUCCGUGCAGGAGAGGGUGCUCUCAAACAGGCUAUGGAAAAGGCCAACGCGAUCAUCCUGGAGCCGAUCAUGUCUGUGGAAAUCGUAGCGCCUCAGGAGUUUCAGGGAACAGUCAUUGCCGGUGUGAACCGCCGCCACGGUGUCAUCUCAGGACAGGACGGAGCCGAGGGAUACUUCACUCUGUACGCCGAUGUUCCACUAAACGACAUGUUCGGCUACUCCACAGAACUACGCUCUUGUACUGAAGGAAAGGGGGAGUACACCAUGGAGUACAGCAGAUACCAGCCCUGCCUGCCGGCCUCACAAGAGGAUCUCAUCCACAAAUACUUGGAGGCAACAGGACAGCUGCCUGCAGCUAAGAGGAACAAGUGGAAGAACUGAAAACUGUCAGCUCUACUCAACUGUACACUAACUGGACUUUGACCACCGUCCCUCAUCUUUACACACAUUUUGGCCCAUCGACAACUGUGACUCGACAAUACAGUUUUAAUUUAUGGAGCCAUGAAAAGCUUUGACAUUCUACUUCAAGUUAUUUUUCCGCCCUAAGGUUUGACCCCUGUGGAAAACAUAUUUAUUACCUGGAUUUGAGCCCCAUUUGACAUGGUUACUAACGAAAGCUCAGUGUUUUGACAUGAGCUUAUAAUGACUUUUGUACUAUGUACAGAAUGGUCCUGAUGUAACAAUGACUGCAACAAAAAAAUAUAUAUAUCCAUUUUUUUAAAGUGUAAUUCUGUGCAAAUCAUUUAUGUCUAACUUCUUGAUUCUUAAAAAAAAAACACAUUUUUCUUGUACAGUAGCGUUCUGUGUGGCAAUUUGUAGAUAUUUUUCAUGAACAAUUCACUUGAUUAGCUCGAAAACACCAGAGAAACACGAUUACACACAGUUCUUUCUCACCUGUCCAUCGAUCUCUGUUUCCUCCGCUGUCUCCGGUACGCUGUUGGGAUGAGCCGUCGUGUCCACUGAGUCAGCUCCGGGUCUGAUCGUCACACUGGGGCUCCCAGUUACCCCAGUUAACACAGCCAGAAUAACGAUGAUCCUCAUUAUAGUGAGCUGUAACACAGAGAUGCUAGAGAAAGGGGGGAAAAAACACUUCUGUGAAAGAGCAGAGCAGGAAGGGAAAUGACCCUCCUGUUAGUGUGGAGUUAUGUAACGGAGGAGGAGGGAGCAGAAAGAAGAGACUGUCCAGAUCUCUCUGUCUUCCUGGCACAAUCUGUUUAUUUUCUUAACUAAACAAACUGUUCCACUUUAUCAGGUUCUGUUCUUCGUACGCUCUCGUUGCAACUCACUUGAGCUGUCAGCCCCUUAAUGUUUCCUCACGAGAAGAACUGAUUAGUUUAGGAACAGUUAUCCCAUUAGAGCAGCUGUGGUUGAUAUGGGAGCCUGAUGGGUUGCAGCGUCGCCUGGUCCACAGUGUGCCAGAUGAAAUGUAGCAGGACGGACGUUCACUGAGCCAAAUUAAACACGUCCUGGCAAUUGAAACGCAAAAUCUACGAAGUUUAAGAUUUAAGAUUAUAAAGGAGUGUUAUGAAAACAUCAAGAGGACGGCUAGAAAACUCCUCACAACCCAACAGAAUAUUCUCACAGGAAAUGCUACCACUUUCUCAGUAUAUUGGUAAUUUCUUAGAUUGUUUAUAGAUGGUGGACCACAGACUGAGAUAAAAAAAGGAGUUUAUUUUGCUCUGCUGUAUCAAUAUUAAUGUGUUUUGGUUGAAAAGCCUCAAUCAGAUUCUGUGAAAGAUUAAUUUUGUUUUUAUAAAAGAGGAGAAUUAAGAGCAGAAUAAUAUUCAAUGUGUGGGAUAUUCCUUCCUGUUAUUUAAAGCACUAUCAGACUUUUAUCUUGGAACAUAAACCUUGAACUCACAGUCAUUGUUUUGACUUCCAGAUUAUAGAUUCUUGUUUUUUCUUAAAUUAAAUAAAUGAGAUAAUUGCU